CAGACGGGGGUCGCGCACCCCCUCCAAGGAAGUCGCGGUGAAGUACGUUGUCCAUGUGGUUGGGUGUGUGAACCGUCGACGUUGCGCCCCAGGACCACCCGGUGGCUGGACAGGUGCAUCGCGGCGCACGGCAGGCCCUCCGAGCAGAACCUGUUCCCGAUCGUGCAGGGCGGCCUGGACCCGCAGCUGAGGCGCGAGAGUGUCCGCCAGCUGACCGAACGCCAGGUGCCCGGCUUCGCCAUCGGCGGCCUCAGUGGCGGCGAGGACAAGUCGCACUUCUGGCGGAUGGUGACCAUUUCGACGGACGGUCUGCCGCGCGACAAGCCGCGCUACCUGAUGGGCGUGGGCGUUGCCACCGAUCUGGUGGUGUGCAGUGCGCUGGGCUGUGACAUGUUCGACUGCGUCUACCCAACCCGCACGGCGCGUUUCGGCUGUGCUCUGUACAAGGGCGGUCAGAUCAACUUGCGGCAAGCGGCCUACGAGCGCGACUUCCGGCCCGUCGACGAGCAGUGUCCGUGCAGCACGUGUGCGCGCUACACACGCGCUUACCUCCAUUCCGUGGUGACGGUCGAGACGGCCGCGUGCCACCUGCUCACCGUCCACAACGUGUGCUAUCAGCUGCGUCUGAUGGAGUCGCUGCGCCGAAGCAUCCUGCAGGACCGGUUUCCGCAGUUCGUACGUGCCUUCAUGGAGCAGGCGUACCCGGACGGCGACUACCCGCACUGGGCACUGGAGGCCCUCGCUUCCGUCAACAUUCACUUGUGAUGCAGGGGCUGUGGAGACAAUACAUAGCGACUUAUGACUUG
This is a messenger RNA of Amphibalanus amphitrite, 806 nucleotides long. RefSeq names its product queuine tRNA-ribosyltransferase catalytic subunit 1-like. The transcript has 4 exons. Gene Ontology annotation, molecular function: tRNA-guanosine(34) queuine transglycosylase activity. The record is from RefSeq and is a predicted model, not a curated record. Gene Ontology annotation, cellular component: cytosol. Lineage: Eukaryota; Metazoa; Arthropoda; Thecostraca; Balanomorpha; Balanidae. The annotation marks the transcript as partial.